Molecule: messenger RNA, 1430 nt
Organism: Pisolithus orientalis
Lineage: Eukaryota; Fungi; Basidiomycota; Agaricomycetes; Boletales; Pisolithaceae
Product: transcription initiation factor TFIID component TAF4 family-domain-containing protein
Exons: 4
Coding region: 21-1340 (439 amino acids)
Biological process (GO): transcription initiation at RNA polymerase II promoter
Cellular component (GO): transcription factor TFIID complex
Molecular function (GO): DNA binding; RNA polymerase II general transcription initiation factor activity
Source: RefSeq, a predicted model, not a curated record
GCUGUCGUCUUCAAACCACCAUGAAGACCGAAUCAGACCCGCCGGCGACGACUCAACCGACCACCGUGUCCACGCCAACCACCACUACCACUGGUACCACGGCAACGCCAGCGGCGACGGUCGCGGCGACAACGGCGCCAUAUGCCAGUCAAUGGAGCACAGCGCACAUCCCCAUCGACCCAGCACUCCAACAGCAGUCCCAAGUCGCCACUGCGACGACGACCGCGUACUCGCAUUACCAGUAUUCCCAACACUAUCCUCAAGCUGCGUAUACACACUACCAAUAUGCACCCGCACCAAUCACCGCACAACCACAGAGACAGCAGACAACGACGGCCGCGCAGACUGCCAAUAGCGGUAUCGAUACAGCAGACGUUGCGACGCUGAACGAUGCAUUGGGAAGCGCAGGCGUAGAUUUGCGAGCCGAAGAGGAGAGUCUACACAGGACCUAUGACACGCACCAGCCCUACCGUCUCUUCGAAGACCGUUCUCGAAAACAACCCGUCACUCCCUCAUUCGACGCCCGUUUCUUGGGCGCGACGAUGCGCACCAUCGGGACGCAGCAUAAGGUGACAAAGGUCCCAGAAGAUUCGGUGACGUAUCUGGCGUUGGCGCUCCGUGCGCGGUUGCAGGACCUUGUGACUAGUAUGAUCGGUGCAGCGCGUCAUCGGACAGAUGCAAGACAUGAUAAACCUGUACCUCUUUACGAAGAUGGGACGCCCAUGUGGACCGUCGUCGUGCGGAACGACUAUGCGAAGCAACUCGCAGCUCUCGAAAAAGCCGAGAGAGAAGAAGAAAUGAAGAUUCGGAGAGAAAGAAAGGAAAGGGCAGAACUUGCAGCCGCUCACGCUGCCAAUCUGGCCGCACAAGCAUCAGGGAGUGGCACCGCCAUGGCAGUCGACGAAGAGGAUGGAGCAGGAACGAAAAAGAAGAAGAAAAAGGAGGGUCCAGGUGUGACGGCGAGAAACAUGUCGGAGGACGUGCGCAAGAAGAUGUCGAACGCGGUGGCGAGUCAGGCAGCGGGGAUUGGGGGUAAAUAUUCUUGGAUGACAGCAGCCAAUGCACCGACCGUCACGCCAAAACCUAAGCCUGUUACUACAUCCGCGACGACGACGACGCCGGCAACCACUACGACACCUGCCACAACCACGACGCCUGCAGCGUCGGCAAAUACCUCAUGGGCGAGACCCUACGUGUCGGCAACCAAAGCUGCUGCCACUGCUGCUCAAGGGGCAGAGACAGACAACCGCCUACUCGUCACGUUGCGCGACGCCUUGUUCGCCAUCGAAAGAGAACGGGGUCACGGUGGUGGACGUGGAGCAGCUCGAGCCUGGGUGUAAUCCAUUUCUUGCAUAACGUUCUGUGCAUACGAUGUCGAUCUCACACGCUCCAAUUAUUUUUUGGUGCCAUGCACGAAUGGAAAGCUAAAA